This is a messenger RNA of Mobula hypostoma (lesser devil ray), 1605 nucleotides long. RefSeq names its product cyclin-dependent kinase 7 (gene cdk7). Lineage: Eukaryota; Metazoa; Chordata; Chondrichthyes; Myliobatiformes; Myliobatidae. Gene Ontology annotation, cellular component: cytoplasm; nucleus; transcription factor TFIIK complex. The record is from RefSeq and is a predicted model, not a curated record. Gene Ontology annotation, biological process: protein phosphorylation; positive regulation of transcription by RNA polymerase II. Gene Ontology annotation, molecular function: RNA polymerase II CTD heptapeptide repeat kinase activity; cyclin-dependent protein serine/threonine kinase activity; ATP binding. The coding region runs from base 60 to 1097 and encodes 345 amino acids. The transcript has 12 exons.
AGUGACGAGGCCGUUGAGUCGGAAGUUGUGCUGUGCUGCAGCUGCCGUUUCGGGGCAGGAUGGCGGUGGAUGUUAAAUCCCGGGCGAAGCGCUACGAGAAGCUCGAUUUCCUGGGCGAGGGACAGUUUGCCACUGUAUAUAAGGCAAAAGACAAGAACACUGACAACAUUGUUGCAAUUAAGAAGAUUAAGGUUGGUCACAGAUCAGAAGCUAAAGACGGAAUUAAUAGAACAGCCUUGAGAGAAAUCAAACUAUUACAGGAACUCAGUCAUCCAAAUAUUAUAGGACUUCUUGAUGCCUUUGGUCACAAGUCCAACAUCAGUCUUGUGUUUGACUUUAUGGAGACUGAUUUAGAGGUGAUAAUAAAAGAUACUAGCCUUGUGCUGACUCCUGCAAAUAUAAAAGCAUAUAUGUUAAUGACACUCCAGGGUUUAGAAUAUCUUCAUAUGCAUUGGAUUCUACAUAGGGAUAUGAAGCCCAACAACUUAUUAGUAGAUGAUAAAGGAAUCCUCAAACUUGCUGACUUCGGUUUGGCCAAAUCAUUUGGAAGCCCCAAUAGAAUGUAUACACAUCAGGUAGUAACAAGGUGGUACAGAUCACCGGAGUUAUUGUUUGGAGCAAGAAUGUACGGUGUUGGAGUAGACAUGUGGGCUGUUGGUUGCAUAUUGGCUGAGCUGCUCCUUCGGACACCAUUUUUACCUGGCGAUUCAGAUCUAGACCAGCUGACAAAAAUAUUUGAAGCUUUGGGCACGCCGACAGAAGAACUGUGGCCUGGAAUGACGAGCCUUCCAGACUAUGUAUCGUUUAAACGCUUUCCUGGAACUCCUUUGGAGCAUAUAUUCAGUGCUGCUGGGGAUGACCUACUUGAGUUAUUACAAGAUCUCUUUACUUUUAAUCCUUGUACAAGAAUAACAGCUACACAGGCACUGAAGAAGAGGUAUUUUAGUAAUCGUCCAGGACCAACAGCAGGACCUCAACUGCCCCGACCCAACUGCUCAACAGAAGCCUUAAAGGAGCAAGAGGUUAAGACAAGCUUCAAGCGUAAACGAACUGAAAACCUGGAGCAAGGUGGCCUGGCUAAGAGACUAAUUUUCUGACCUUUGUCAUUGAAUGCUGGACAGAAAAGGAACCAACGUGCGAUAGAAGAUAAUAUACCAGUUACAUAUUGUAACUCGAAGACUUAGCUGCUGUGUACAAAGUAGAGUAGAUUUAUUACAUCCAAAAGGGUCUUGAUUUGUACUUGUGAAUAAUGAUGUCUCAGUAAUUUUUCCAAUAAAUGUUUAAGAAAUAUGUAUAGUGUUAUUGAUUGCUUUUUGUACCAUGGAUCUAUAACAUGUAGUUCACAUUGGCCUCUGUCAGUUUUAUGCUUUUUUUUCAUGCUCUCACCCAUUCUUUCCUGUUGCUGAUUGGCAGGCUGGGGGUUGGGUGAUCCUGUUAGUUUUUAUGCAAAGGAGGGGUUGGGUUUGAGGUUUGCGAAUUUUUGUGUAUUUUUCUUUUCAUGCAGGGGGGAUUUAUGUCUUUUUUUCAACUACUAUGGUUUUCUGUUCUUUUUAUGGCUAUCUGGAGAAGACAAAUCCGAGUUGUAUUUCUGCAUACAUACUUUGA